AUGAAAUUGAGUUUGCAUCGUAAGGGAUGUUCGAAAACUGCUUACGAUGAGCGAGAAUGGUUUAUAAAUCUUUUAAAAGGUCAAUGGAAAAAAUCUUUUUGUAUUCUUGUUUCAACUGAAAAUCAACUUUGGAUGAAUUCAGUUGAGGUGACAAAAGUGACUGUGCUAAUAGCGAGAGAUUCGUGGGUGUGA
Clunio marinus is the source of this 192-nucleotide messenger RNA. Lineage: Eukaryota; Metazoa; Arthropoda; Insecta; Diptera; Chironomidae. The record is from the annotation of a GenBank genome assembly.